Microthlaspi erraticum is the source of this 1101-nucleotide messenger RNA. Lineage: Eukaryota; Viridiplantae; Streptophyta; Magnoliopsida; Brassicales; Brassicaceae. The record is from the annotation of a GenBank genome assembly.
AUGGUUAAACCCUUUUGGAGAAUAGGUGCCGAGAGAAGUAAGAUCAACCCCACAAAGAAUGAUGGCUUGACAUGGUAUAACGAUCUUGGUCUUCACGCUUCUGGAGAGUUUUCAAUGGCCAUGAUCCAAGCCAACAGUGUGAUGGAGGAUCAGUGCCAGAUCGAAUCAGGUCCAUUGACAUUCAACAAUCCGGCAGUACAAGGCACGUUUGUUGGAGUGUACGAUGGCCAUGGAGGUCCAGAGGCUUCCAGGUUCAUUGCAGACAACAUCUUCCCCAAUUUAAAGAAGUUUGCCUCUGAGGAUGGAGAGGUUUCAGAGCAGGUGAUCAAGAAAGCAUUUGCAGAGACAGACAGAGAGUUUCUCAUGGCAGUGAAGAAGCAAUGGCGCACGAACCCACAGAUGGCAUCAGUUGGGUCAUGUUGCUUGGCAGGAGUGGUAUGCAACGGAUUGGUGUAUAUUGCAAACGCAGGAGAUUCAAGGGCUGUGUUGGGAAGAUCUGAGAGAGGUGGUGGUGUCAGAGCUGUUCAGCUAUCAGUAGAGCACAAUGCCAACGUAGAGUCUGCGAGGCAAGAGCUUUGGUCAAUGCAUCCUAAUGACCCCAGCAUUCUUGUCAUGAAGCACCGGAUGUGGCGUGUCAAAGGCAUCAUCCAGGUCACAAAGUCCAUAGGUGAUGCAUACCUCAAGAGAGCAGAGUUCAACAGAGAGCCGUUGCUGCCCAAAUUCAGACUAGAGGAACAUUUCACCAAGCCAAUCCUCAGCGCGGAUCCAUCAGUCACGGUCACCAGGCUUAAACAAGGAGACGAGUUUAUGAUUCUUGCUUCAGAUGGGCUUUGGGAGCAUCUUAGCAACCAAGAAGCUGUUGAUAUUGUACAUAGCUCUCCACGCCAAGGGAUAGCAAGGAGACUACUCAAAGCUGCAUUGAAGGAAGCAGCGAAGAAAAGAGAGAUGAGAUACUCAGACCUGAAAGAGAUCCAUCCUGGUGUUAGAAGGCAUUUCCAUGACGAUAUCACCAUUAUUGUCGUCUAUCUCAAUUCCCAAAUGGUGAAAACCAAUGGUUGGGCAUCUCCACUGUCGAUAAGAGGUGGCAACAGUAUGCAUUAG